This is a messenger RNA of Fusarium odoratissimum NRRL 54006, 297 nucleotides long. RefSeq lists its product as uncharacterized. The record is from RefSeq and is a predicted model, not a curated record. Lineage: Eukaryota; Fungi; Ascomycota; Sordariomycetes; Hypocreales; Nectriaceae. The coding region runs from base 1 to 297 and encodes 98 amino acids. The transcript has 2 exons.
AUGUCGGAAGACAAGACUCGUCCUCGCGUGGGCAUGGUAUGGCAUGGCGAGAUAAGGCCUGCAGCAUCAUCAGGCAUUCAGACUGACGGCCAUGUACCGAAGCUACUACGACUCCUGGGCAGCUCCUAUCUGCAAGCCAAGCUGCUCACCUACGAUAAGCUGAUCGUCCGUGGUCAAAUAUCCAACAUGCCAUUGGUCAGGGGCGCCAGGUGUGCCAGGUGUGACGGGCUGCGGCAGGGCGAUCAGACAAGAGCCGCGAUAAGGGACAAGGCUACUGCGAUCCCCGAGCCGCUGUAG